AACGUCGUUGCCCAGUUUUGUGUCUUCCUCUUUUGUUUAAUGCGAGUUAUGCGAAGUUUGCGUUGCCAAAAGUUAAAGACUGCCGUGACGCAAUUUCACUGUGUGAAUCCUGGCCAAAACCGCAAUGCCAACUGCGCGCGUUUUUAUCGAUCAAACAGUCGCACAUGUGAACCUUUGCCAGCGCCAGUUGAGGUGUGUGUGACUGUGUGUGUGUAUGGCAACGUCAAAAGUGCCAAGCAAUACAUUAGACAGGUUAGCGGCAGCUAUCGUCAACGUGGCUGUGUGCCACUCAUUCAGCCCAACUCAGGGCAAACGGCCAGUUAAUACCUGGGCGAUAGGGCGACGCAUAGUCUUCACGCUGAUUGGAAUCUAUAAGUUCUAGCCAAGACAUCGCACGCGAAUUGGCGAAAGUGAAAGGCCCAAGUGGAUAAAUCAAAAAAAAAAAAAAAAAAGAAAGAAAAGAAAGCCGUCUGCCAAGACAUAAAUCCAAAAAGUGGGCGGCCAAUGUAUGGGCGUUAAUUGAAAUUCUAUUUUUAAUUUGCGAGCAAAGCGGGUCAAUGCGCUGGCAGCUGGAGUCAUCGAAGGAGACGCGUCAUCAGCAGCAGUAGCAGCUGUAAUCCAAUCAAGUUGCAAGCGGCAUGGGCGAUUCAGGUGAGUGUGGCAGAUGCCUUGAGCUGGCUGCUGCUGCUCCCUUCUUCGCUUCUUCUUUUUUUUUGUGGUGCAACGGGGAGGCAACGCAACCGCGACUAUUCAAUUUGACGUUUGAGGCGGCAGUUUCGUGGCAGUUGCAGCUACAAAAAGUUGCACCAGUUGCGAUAACCAAGACACGCAUACAUGUGCCCUCUCGAUUGCCUGCUGUCGAGUUUAAAGAUAGAACCCCGGCAGGAUUAACCUUUUACGAUAUGGUAAGGCGUUGCUGUUGAAACUUAUGACAGCUUUGCUGCAGGAUUAGAAAGUUGCAUUAGUUGCCUUAGAAGAGUCUUAGACACUAGCAGCUUUCACGGAGAUUUGCCAAAAUGUUGGGCAUAGCCUGCGAUCCGUUGCAGCAUACGAGCAUGUAUGAUCGCGGCUCAGAUGAUAGCGAGGACAGCGAUGGUGAGGGCGGACUGGGCAAUGUCUCCCGAGUGAUAAUCCGUCCGCCCGGGCAGAGCGGCAAGGCCAAACGUGGCCACUUGUGCUUCGAUGCGGCCUUUGAGACCGGCAAUCUGGGCAAGGCGGAGCUGGUGGGCGAGUUCGAGUAUGAUUUGUUUCUGCGGCCAGACACCUGCAAUCCGCGCUUUCGCUUCUGGUUCAAUUUCACAGUCGACAAUGUGAAACAGGAUCAACGCGUGCUCUUCAACAUUGUGAACAUCAGUAAGAGCCGCAAUCUGUUCAACUCCGGUCUGACGCCGCUCGUCAAGUCGUCCAGCCGGCCAAAAUGGCAGCGUCUGCCCAAGCGUCAGGUCUUCUUCUAUCGCUCCGCCAUGCACCAGGGACACUAUGUGCUCAGCUUUGGCUUCAACUUCGACAAGGAGGAGGAUGUGUAUAUGUUUGCCCUGGCCAUGCCAUACAGCUACUCCCGCUUGCAAUCCUAUUUAAAUGUGAUCGAUGCACGCCAGGGCAACGACAAGCGUUUCACACGUUGCGUUCUGGUCAAAUCUUUGCAAAAUCGCAAUGUGGAUCUGCUUACAAUUGAUCAGGUGACGCACAACCAGCGGUCGACGAACCGGCUCGAGCGUAGCUUUAUACGGGUCAUCGUCAUAUUGUGUAGAACGCAUUCGAGCGAAGCGCCCGCGUCUCAUGUGUGCCAGGGCUUUAUCGAGUUUCUAGUGGGCAAUCAUCCCAUUGCGCAAGUGCUGCGCGAGAAUUUUGUAUUCAAAAUAGUGCCAAUGGUCAAUCCGGAUGGUGUCUUUCUUGGCAACAAUCGCUGCAAUUUAAUGGGCCAGGACAUGAAUCGCAACUGGCAUGUGGCGUCCGAGUAUACCCAGCCGGAGUUGCAUGCCAUCCGGAAUGUGCUAAAAGAGUUGGAUAAUUCAGAUACCUAUCAGAUUGACUUUGUGAUUGAUCUGCACGCGAACAAUAGCAUGCACGGCUGCUUCAUCUAUGGCAAUACGUACGAGGACGUCUAUCGGUAUGAGCGGCAUCUCGUCUUUCCACGACUCUUUGCCAACAAUGCCAAAGAUUACAUUGCCGAGCACACAAUGUUCAAUGCGGAUGAGCGUAAGAUGGGCAGCGUCCGACGCUAUUGCUGCGAGCGUCUCAGCGACACGGUGAAUGCCUACACGCUGGAGGUGUCCAUGGCAGGUCACUAUCUGCGCGAUGGCAAGACCAUUGCGCUGUACAACGAGGAUGGCUAUCAUCGAGUUGGGCGCAAUCUGGCGAGGACUCUGCUUCAAUACUAUCGCUUCAUCAAUGUGCUGGCCGUGCCGCUGGUAUCGGAGUUGCGGCAGCAGGGCAAGCGACGUGGCAGGCCGCGUACACAUCAUUCGCGCUCACGCUCCAGGACACGUUACGAGGUGAAGCCGCGGCCAAAGACGACACGAUGCCAUGCGCCCAUUGCCUACACCAAUCUAAGCAUUUGCUACGACUCAACUGGCGGCGGCGGCGGCGGCGGAGUUGGCGGGGUCUCCUCUGACGAGGGCGGCUUUUCACCGACGCGUCCCAUGCCCAUUGCGCCCAGCAGCAGCUGCUUCAGCGGCUAUCGCAAUUAUCGGCGCGCCGUAACUGCCAGUUGUGGCCACCAUGAUCAGUAUUCCCUUGGCGUUAGCGAGCCGGGCGCAGGCAGUCGCCAUAAGCGACGCGCUGCCGCCGCCGCUGUCGCACCCUCCAUUGAGGUGCCAUUGACGGUGCCUGUGCCGCCCAAGCCGUACCUGUCCAUUAUCGACCUGAAUCAGCUGACUCGUGGCAGCCUUAAGCUGAAGGCGAGCAGUUUCGAUGCCGACGAUCGACGCUAGGUUGAAGUUAAUUUGUGACUCUAAUUGAUUUUAUAUGCUUAACGCUUGUUGCAGUCGUUUCCCCAAAUAAACAGUUAUAUCUAAUCGAGACCUUUU
Messenger RNA from Drosophila hydei, 3029 nucleotides. RefSeq names its product cytosolic carboxypeptidase 6. Lineage: Eukaryota; Metazoa; Arthropoda; Insecta; Diptera; Drosophilidae. The transcript is spliced from 5 exons. Gene Ontology annotation, biological process: proteolysis. The record is from RefSeq and is a predicted model, not a curated record. Bases 1017 to 2933 code for a protein of 638 amino acids. Gene Ontology annotation, molecular function: metallocarboxypeptidase activity; zinc ion binding.